Molecule: messenger RNA, 3121 nt
Organism: Erpetoichthys calabaricus (reedfish)
Lineage: Eukaryota; Metazoa; Chordata; Cladistia; Polypteriformes; Polypteridae
Gene: dazap2
Product: DAZ associated protein 2
Exons: 4
Coding region: 250-759 (169 amino acids)
Source: RefSeq, a predicted model, not a curated record
CGCGCAGUGCCCCUUAAAGAGCAGGCAGCUGCGCAGACUGGGAAGUGCAGCCGCGCAAGUCACAGGAGAAUCCGCACCGCUCAGCGCUCGGACCGCCAGGAAGUGAACCAAAACAAGGACAGUACUCAACUGAGAGAGCGGCGUUACUCGCCGACUUUAAGGCCCGAGUCGACACCGGAGCCAAAGGAGAGAAAAAAGGGAAGAAAAGUGAGUGAGAAGCGCCGUCCAGUCGCCGGCGAAGCAGCAACCAUGAACAACAAAGCUCCAUACUCUCAGCAAUCAACCUAUCCACAACAGCAAAGCAGUGCUGCCAUCUACCCACCAGGCAUGCAGGUGCCUCAGGCACCCCCCUACACUGAUGCACCUCCAUCUUACUCUGAGAUCUACCAGCCAAGAUUCAUGCAUGCAUCACAGGUUCCAGGAGCAAUGCCUCAAAUGUCCUCUACCUACCCAGGCACUCAGAUGUACAUGCCUUUGGCACAGUCGGUGCCAGUGGCCCAGGUUGGCCCUAGUGUGCCUAUGGCUUACUAUCCAGUGGGGCCACUUUACCACCCAGGUUCCACCGUUCUGGUUGAAGGAGCUUAUGAUGCUGGAGCCCGAUUUGGAACUGGCAGCACCAUGUCAGUCCCACCUCCACCACCCGGAGUCCUCCCCAGUGCAGCCCAGCUUGCUGCCAUGCAGGGUGCCAAUGUGGUGAUGACACAGAGGAAGGGCAAUUUCUUCAUGGGUGGCUCAAGCGGGGGUUAUACCAUUUGGUAACGGAUAUCUCGAGAAGCUGCACGUCACAAUACUGACAUUGCCUAACGGAAUGUAAUACUUUUAGUGCCGGGAGGGUGACGUACACCACCAGUAAAUUUAAAGGGGGGGGGGGAGAGUGCAAAUUAAAAAUGGGUGGGGGGGGGGGGUGUUAGGUUUGAGCCCUGGAUUUUCCAUUUCUGACUUUAAACACGUGCUACUGUAAACACACGUUUUCUCUUUGUAACACUGUAGUCCUCCUGGACUGGUGAAGUGCAUGCUGCACGGGCAGGGAUUUCUGGGAGUUUGUUUUUUUUUUUUUACACACACCCCCCCCCCCCCCCCCCCCCCAAUCCAUUUUACACUCUUAAUCUUCUCAAGCCAGCUUGUCAGCAUUGUGUUAAAUCUCGUGGUGCUCCUUUGGCAGGUUGUUGCUUGUUGUUGGUUGUUUUUUUUAAUUUUACUCUGUACCGAGACCAUUUGCAGGACCUCUGUUGACCGUAACAUCAUUAGCCUGGCAGAAAAAUACGUGCCACUCGGCCACUUUCUUUUUUUUUUUUUUUUUUAAAUAUCCUUCUUAAUCAGCCUGUCGCUCUGCCCAGUCACUGGGAGUCAUCAGUCUGCCUUUUAUUUUUGUUGCACACGUUUGCACUUUUUUUUUUUAUUUAGGGGAAUUAUUUCUACAUCCAUCUUGUAUUGUGAAGCGUCACAUUUAACGUUAACGAUACACAUUUUUGACUUUAAAUUGUUGCCAUAUAUAAAUGAAAACUUCGAUUUUCAUUCUCUCCCAGACCCCCCAAACCCCCAGGCUGUUUCUGAGGCGGGUGUACUUGGUUUGCACAUAAAACAAAUGUACACAAGGGAUCAAGUAUACUUUUCAUUUCAUUAUUAUUAUUUUUUUUUUCUUUUCAUGGUGGUGUACUGCACCUUUUAAAGGACAACGUUUUAGAAGAAUCUUCUUGGGUGCCAAAUGUCUUGCGCACCUUUUAAUUAAACAAAAAGCAACUUUUAAUUUUCCAGAAGAGUAAUCAAGUUUAGACUGGAGUGCCAAUGCAGAGAGAGGAGGCUGCCAUUUCUUUUUUUUUUUCUUUUCUUUUAUGCUUGUGCCAGUAGGAAAGCAAGCGACCCGCGGGGAUUUGCGGCUCUACGGUGGCGUUUAAGCAAUAAACUUGGGUGUUGUGGCAUUCAUUGUCCUUUUUUUUUUUUUUUUUUUUUUUUUUUUUUUUAAGGCUCUGGUGUUUUUGUUUCAGCGUAUGAAUGAGCGACGUUUUCCUCUGAAGUUUCAUCACACCCUCGAUGGAUUCUGCCCGCGUCAAAAUUCCUAUGCAAUGCUAGAAGGGAGAGUGCCAAAAAGAUUUUGUUGCAGUCUGCGUAACAUCUGCCCAGAAUUUUAAGUCCUUCAUGAACUAGCAGAUGCCAGUUUUUAUGGUCAUUCAGCUCUUUUAACAGUCCCAAGGUUUGUCGCGUAUCAUUGUUUUAAACUGCUGUUUCCCCACAGUCCACAUUAUAUUUUGCCUUUUUAUUAUAAUUUUGUUUGGUGUAGGUAUUUAAAAAUGUUCAAGAAUCUAAAACCAUUCAAUCACUUUUUUUUUUUUUUUAAUUUGCUGUUGAACUAACUGGUCACGGUGUUCUUUGUUUAAAUGAACUCACUGUAAUGUACAUUAAUAAUCGCUUUAUCAGGAUUAUGUAAUCGUAUCCUCCAACCCUAUCACGUUAAGAAGACAGCAAUAUUUGCCACAAGGACCGUGCGCUUUUUUUUUUCUUGGCCAGCAUGCCCUGUACCCCCCUUUUUUUUAUUCCCCCUAAACCCCCCCGAUCAUCCCCCCCCCCACCCCCCCUUCAUUGCUUUGAUGCUUCACAUUCUACCCUUAACUAAUGAGGGCAGCCGGCCACCCAAACACCACUGUCCGAGAGAGAUGAGGUGGGUGACCUGUAGCUCUUUUAGGAUUGAAUAGCUGUAUGCUUGUAUUUGGCUUGUGGGGGCUGUUUUUUCUCCCCCCCCCUUUUUUUUUUUUUUAUUUCGGUUGCCAAACUUUUUAAAUUUUUUCCUUCCAAGUUUCAGAAAUGCCACCCUCCUCUCUGUGUGUGUUUUGUGUGUAAGGUGACAUGAAGAACAGGGUUUAAUGGACAUUUAUAGUUCAGGGAUUCUCUUUAAAAUAUUUUUUUUUAUAUAUAUAAAUAUAUAUAUUAAACAAUUAUUUGGAUCUGGUGAAAAUAUUUUAUCUUAAGGUUAUUGAAAAGUUGACGAGUGUUGCUCAUUUUGGUGUGUGUAAAGAUUGUUAGUAUGGGCAGAACCUCUCUUUGCAUCUAAACUGUGGUGCACUUAACUUUUUUUAUACUAAAAUAAGGUUAAAAUUUAGAAUAAAGACUAUUUUGGAAAUUUGAA